GCUCCGGCCUGGGCGCUGGCUCCAUGACGUCCCUGGCACGAUGGCGUCGGAUGGAAGUAGCAGAGCUUUGGAACAGAAGAGGAAAAAGCGUCGGGAGUUGGAAGAGGCCGCGGUCGGGGGAGAGGAACCGCCUCUUGUAGUGGCAGUGGCUCGAGAGAAGGAAGAAGAAGAUGAAGAGCGGUGGGUCGGACCUCUGCCUGUGGAGGCGGUCCAGGCUAAGAAGCGCAAAGUUCUUGAAUUUGAACGAGUAUACCUUGAAAAUCUUCCCAGUGCUUCCAUGUAUGAACGCAGUUACAUGCAUAGAGAUGUUAUUACACAUGUCGUAUGCACCAAAACUGAUUUUAUUAUUACUGCUAGUCAUGAUGGACAUGUCAAAUUCUGGAAGAAAGUAGAAGAAGGAAUUGAAUUUGUUAAACAUUUUCGUAGUCAUCUGGGGAUCAUUGAGAGUAUUGCAGUCAGCUCUGAAGGAGCUUUAUUCUGUUCUGUGGGUGAUGACAAAGCAAUGAAAGUAUUUGAUGUGGUGAACUUUGAUAUGAUCAACAUGCUGAAACUUGGCUAUUUUCCUGGACAGUGUGAGUGGAUUUAUUGCCCAGGAGAUGCUAUAUCUUCUGUUGCUGCUUCUGAGAAGAGCACAGGAAAAAUAUUCAUCUAUGAUGGUCGAGGAGAUAAUAAACCACUUCAUAUUUUUGACAAACUCCAUACAUCACCCCUUACUCAGAUACGAUUAAAUCCAGUUUACAAAGCUGUAGUGUCUUCUGAUAAAUCUGGAAUGAUUGAAUAUUGGACUGGACCUCCCCAUGAAUAUAAAUUCCCAAAAAAUGUCAAUUGGGAGUAUAAAACUGAUACAGAUUUAUAUGAAUUUGCAAAAUGUAAGGCUUAUCCUACUAGUAUAUGUUUCUCACCUGAUGGAAAGAAGAUAGCUACUAUUGGUUCAGAUAGAAAAGUUAGGAUUUUCAGGUUUUUGACUGGAAAGCUCAUGAGAGUCUUUGAUGAAUCACUAAGUAUGUUUACUGAGCUACAGCAGAUGCGACAACAACUACCAGACAUGGAAUUUGGACGGCGGAUGGCUGUGGAGCGUGAAUUGGAGAAGGUGGAUGCAGUGAGGCUAAUUAACAUAAUUUUUGAUGAAACUGGGCACUUUGUACUUUAUGGAACAAUGCUGGGCAUUAAAGUCAUAAAUGUAGAAACAAACCGGUGUGUGCGUAUUCUUGGCAAGCAAGAAAAUAUUAGGGUGAUGCAAUUGGCUUUGUUCCAAGGAGUAGCCAAGAAGCAUCUCUCUGCAACCACUAUAGAGAUGAAAGCAUCUGAAAACCCUGUUCUUCAGAAUAUCCAAGCUGACCCAACAAUAAUAUGUACAUCUUUCAAAAAGAAUAGAUUUUAUAUGUUCACCAAGCGAGAACCAGAAGAUACAAAAAGUGCAGAUUCUGACCGAGAUGUGUUUAAUGAGAAACCAUCUAAAGAAGAGGUGAUGGCAGCCACACAAGCUGAAGGACCCAAAAGAGUUUCUGAUAGUGCCAUUAUCCAUACAAGCAUGGGAGAUAUUCACAUCAAGCUUUUUCCUGUUGAGUGUCCUAAAACAGUGGAAAACUUUUGUGUCCAUAGCAGAAAUGGUUAUUACAAUGGGCACACAUUUCACCGUAUUAUCAAGGGUUUCAUGAUUCAAACUGGUGAUCCAACAGGUACAGGUAUGGGAGGUGAAAGCAUAUGGGGAGGAGAAUUUGAAGAUGAAUUUCAUUCAACAUUGAGACACGACAGACCAUAUACACUUAGUAUGGCUAACGCGGGUGCCAAUACAAAUGGAUCCCAAUUCUUCAUAACAGUGGUGCCAACUCCUUGGCUUGACAACAAGCACACGGUAUUUGGACGAGUAACAAAAGGAAUGGAAGUUGUCCAGAGAAUUUCCAAUGUCAAAGUCAAUCCAAAAACAGAUAAACCUUAUGAAGAUAUCAGCAUCAUUAAUAUUACUGUCAAGUAAAACCAGAUUUUCAAGUUAUCAGCAUCAUUAACAUUACUGUCAAGUAAAACCAGAUUUUCAAGUCCAUAUUGAGAGUAUGUACAUCAGUCAGUGAAAGAUAAAAAAUUUAAAAAUGUAAAGCUCCAGGACUGAAUAACCUUCUAAGUUAAUCAUGUAACUUAAGUAUCCAAAAGUAUAUUUUUGUAUUUUAUUAAAAGUGAUUUAAGAUA
Antechinus flavipes (yellow-footed antechinus) is the source of this 2184-nucleotide messenger RNA. It is a transcript of the gene PPWD1, whose product is annotated as peptidylprolyl isomerase domain and WD repeat containing 1. The coding region runs from base 41 to 1975 and encodes 644 amino acids. Gene Ontology annotation, biological process: protein peptidyl-prolyl isomerization. The transcript has 11 exons. NCBI's taxonomy places the organism in Eukaryota, Metazoa, Chordata, Mammalia, Dasyuromorphia, Dasyuridae. The record is from RefSeq and is a predicted model, not a curated record. Gene Ontology annotation, molecular function: protein binding; peptidyl-prolyl cis-trans isomerase activity.